CCAACUGUGUGUGUUCUCUCUCCAUGACAGCCCGAGGAAGAGCCGCUGGUCUGUGAUAUCACCGGAUCCAGUUCGUCCACCGAUGACACCGCUUCCUUGGACCGACAUUCUUCUCACGGCAGUGAUGUUUCCCUCCCCCAGAUUUCAAAUUUGAACAGGUCCAGAGAUCAGCAGUGUCUUGACGGCUUCUACAGCCAUGGUGUGGGAGCUGAGGGCCGAGAGAGCGAAGGUGAAGCUGCCGGCUCAGGUGAGAUGGAGGAGGAGGAGAUGGACAGCAUCACCGAGGUGCCCGCGAACUGCUCCGUGCUGAGGAGCUCCAUGCGCUCCCUGUCCCCUUUCCGGAGGCACAGCUGGGGUCCUGGGAAGAACGCGGCCAGUGAUGCCGAAAUGAACCAGCGCAGUUCAUUGCGAGUUCUUGGGGAUGUUGUCAGGAGACCUCCCAUUCAUAGGAGAAGUAUGAGCUGGUGUCCCUCUGCUGUACAAUACUCUGCUGCCCUGAGUGCUGACUUUAAUUACAGAAGUUUCAGCCUAGAAGGCUUGGCAGGAGGAGCUGGUGCCGGAGACGAGCCAUCUUCGUCUCUAGGUGUAGAGUCUGUAAACACCAAAGAGCUCAGGCACCCUUUCAGUGGGGAAGAAAGGGGUGACUCUUUGGUGUCGCUUUCAGAGGAGGAUCUGGAAUCAGGCCAGAGAGAACACAGGAUGCUUGAUCAGCAGCCGUGUCACAGAUCUAAACAACAGGGAUUCAAUUACUGUACAUCAGCCAUUUCUUCUCCACUAACAAAAUCCAUCUCAUUAAUGACAAUCAGCCAUCCUGGGUUGGACCUUGCUAGCCAAACACUAAAUAAUGUGGCUAACUCCCAGAAGACACUGUCCUAG
This is a messenger RNA of Leptonychotes weddellii (Weddell seal), 876 nucleotides long. NCBI's taxonomy places the organism in Eukaryota, Metazoa, Chordata, Mammalia, Carnivora, Phocidae. The record is from RefSeq and is a predicted model, not a curated record.